Molecule: messenger RNA, 3510 nt
Organism: Delphinapterus leucas (beluga whale)
Lineage: Eukaryota; Metazoa; Chordata; Mammalia; Artiodactyla; Monodontidae
Source: RefSeq, a predicted model, not a curated record
GGCUCGGCGGGGACCCGGCCGCGCGCAGCCCUCAGCCCGGUCCGGUUCGUAGGCGUCCGCGGGCCUGGCGCGCGGCCCGUCCGGCCGGUACGGGACCUGCGGCUGCGGGCGGAAGCCCAGCCUCACGCGCAGACUGACAUCCCUGGCGGUGCUGGGCUGGCCUUGCGGCGCGGGCCUUUCUGUUGCCCCGCGGAGCUUGAGUGAGGACAGGGAUGUAGCUCUAAGGCUUUUUUCUGCUUUUUAAAUGGUUUCCAGCAGUACUGCACAGUGAUGAUACCGACUUUUCCCACCUUUUAUUAAUAUUGACGCGGUUUGGGUGUUUAGCUUUUGCAAGGAAUGGGAAAUUCGGGAUGGGGAUUUGGGGUGUGAGAAAAUGUGAUUUAUAAUGUUUAAAACUGUUCCAUGCACAAAUGUAAGUGAUUCACCCACAUUAUUGAACCCCACGAAGUCCUACCCUUCUUGUCCGUAUUCCUAUCCCGACCUCGUCUGUACCAUUAUUACCCAGCUUGGGUUGGAGGAGAUGCAGUUCUGCUCUUACUUAACGUAAGCACUUUCGUACAGUCCCGGAUAUUUACCGUUUUUAUUGUAUUGAAUGUAUAUUCAGAGUUUUACUUAAUUACCCCAUUAUGUAACUUUUCCAUAUGUUCAGUGUUCCUCCUCUUAGAAAAACCAUGCAGUGACCGUCAUUGAGCUUUUCCUUUCUUUCCGUAAGAUAAAUUCUCCAAAGGGGAAAUACUGAAUCAGAGUUAUGUGUACUUUCUUUGACACGUGAUAUAAAUUGUUUUCCAAACAAGGCGUGUUUACUACGCACAUUUUUCUAAAUCUGGGUGUUUGUCGGGCUUGCCCCCUGAAAUGCGGGGUGUCAGGUCACUCUCUGUGGUGUUGGGAGACUGUCUGCUGCUUCCAGGUGGGCAACCUUGAGGAGGUGUCUUCAUCUUCAAGCGUCACUUAUCCCGUGUCUCAAAGGGGACUUGUAGUACCUGCUUUAUUGAGUUGUCAUAAGAAUUCACAGCGCUCAGAAAAUGGUAUUUAGCCGAAAGAAAACAUUCUGAUGAAGAGAUAGCCAGGUGCCUGGGAUCAUAGAGGCCUGGAGGAUUAAUUACAUCUAGGCUUCACCCUUCUAAUUCUCUUCAAUACUGACUCCCAAAAAGCAAAUUUUCUUUGAGUGAGGUACAUCACUAAUAAAAAUAAUAAUUCUUUAUACUUUCUGACACCUUUUAGUUUGCAGACUUCUUUCAACUCCAUGUGUUAAUCAUUGCAACUCAGUGAGGUCAGGCUUUAUUCCACAAACAUUUGUUAUUUGACGAACAUUUGUUAAGCCUCUCCCUCUGCCAGGUACUAUUCUAGGCCCUGGGUGUACAGCAGAGAAGAUAAUAGUGGAAAAAAUCUCUGCUGUCCUGGACCUUAAAUUCUGGUGAGGGAAGCUGUUUUUUUUGUUUGUUUGUUUGUUUGUUUGUUUUUAGGGAAGCUGUUUUUAACCAAGCAUCUAUCUCUGCUGUCGGGAAGGGGAAGGCCAAGGACUUGUAGCUGGUAACCAGGAGAGGCAAAUCAGGUCUUCACACUGUGACUCCAGCCAUCUUUAGAUGGCAGGUAUUUGCACAGCAGACGCACUAGAUGGAAAGCAACCCACUUUGAUGCCAGCCUUACUCAUCUGAGAUGUGCGAGGAAUUUUGUUGUCAGAGACUAAAAGGAGGUUGUCGUAGUUGACUUUAAGCAACAAACAGUAAAACACUGAGCUCUUCAGCUCCACCUUUCUUGCUCUGAGAAUUGGAAAACCAGGAAGGUUUUGAUGUUUUGUGUGGCGCCACCUGAAUCAGAAGCCAAGAUGAACAUAACCAAAGGGGGUCUGGUGUUGUUUUCGGCAAAUUCUAAUUCAUCAUGUAUGGAGCUUUCAAAGAAAAUCGCUGAGCGGCUGGGGGUGGAGAUGGGCAAAGUGCAAGUUUACCAGGAGCCUGACAGAGAAACAAGAGUACAAAUUCAAGAGUCUGUGAGGGGGAAAGAUGUUUUCAUCAUCCAAACUGUUUCAAAGGAUGUGAACACCACCAUCAUGGAGCUCCUUAUCAUGGUGUACGCGUGUAAGACCUCCUGUGCCAAAAGCAUCAUCGGCGUGAUCCCCUACUUUCCUUACAGCAAACAGUGCAAGAUGAGAAAGAGAGGCUCCAUUGUUUCUAAACUGCUAGCUUCCAUGAUGUGCAAAGCUGGUCUGACUCAUCUUAUUACUAUGGAUUUACACCAGAAGGAAAUUCAGGGCUUCUUCAAUAUUCCUGUUGAUAAUUUAAGAGCAUCUCCCUUCUUAUUACAGUAUAUUCAAGAAGAGAUCCCGGAUUACAGAAAUGCAGUGAUCGUGGCCAAGUCUCCAGCCUCGGCUAAGAGGGCACAGUCUUUUGCUGAGCGCCUGCGACUGGGCAUCGCGGUGAUUCACGGAGAAGCGCAGGAUGCCGAGUCCGACCUGGUGGACGGGCGGCAUUCCCCGCCCAUGGUCAGGAGCGCCGCCGCCAUCCACCCCAGCCUGGAGAUCCCCAUGCUCAUCCCCAAGGAGAAGCCCCCGAUCACAGUGGUCGGUGACGUGGGAGGAAGGACCGCCGUCAUUGUGGACGACAUUAUUGAUGAUGUGGACAGCUUCCUCGCUGCAGCAGAGACCCUGAAGGAAAGGGGUGCGUAUAAGAUCUUCGUGAUGGCGACUCACGGCUUGUUAUCCUCCGACGCCCCUCGACUGAUCGAGGAAUCUGCCAUCGAUGAGGUGGUGGUUACCAAUACAAUUCCACAUGAAAUCCAGAAGCUCCAGUGCCCCAAAAUUAAAACUGUGGAUAUAAGCAUGAUCCUUUCAGAAGCCAUCCGUCGGAUUCACAAUGGGGAGUCCAUGUCCUACCUUUUCAGAAACAUAGGUUUAGAUGACUGAACAGCUUUCCUUUCUUAAAACUCUCGAGGGCCAAACUGGAAUAGUAAGAAUAAGCACUGUGAGGCGUGUGCCUGACUGAUGAUUUCACAGGGACCGUCUGUGUCUUGUUCCUUCCUUUUGUUAAUUCCUAUGAAGAUAGACCAACUUUUUAAUUCCAUUUGGGUGUUUGUGAGUUUAUGGGGGCAAUUUUUAUAAAAGAAAAACUAUAUCCUCCUCUUAAAUAAAAUAAGUUAAGACCUGGUUGUGUUCAGUUUACCUGUUGAAAAAAUAACUUGGAAAAAAGAUUUUAAGCUCACAAACAACCUUUUCCCAAAGUUGCUGGAGCCCAGGUGCUUUAAAAAGUUAAUAAAAUAAGAUGAUACACUGUACGAUAAUGCAGGCGAAAAAAAGUUAAUAAAAUAAGAUGAUACACUGUACGAUAAUGCAGGUGAAAAAAGUUAAUAAAAUAAGAUGAUACACUGUACGAUAAUGCAGGCGAAAGGCCAAAAAGACUAUGCUGUUAAGUCCAGUAAACUACAUUUUUAGAAAUGCUGUUAUAGACACGCAUAUGGAAUAUGUGACCGUUAUUUAUUUCCUGCAACAAAAGAAGGAAUAAAAACUGUAUCUGUGUG